ACAAAAUGGCGGACGAAGUGUGAAAAAUGAGUUUAUAAAACUAAAAGCAGUUUAAACCGGAUUUUCUUAGUAUUUCGAAAUUUUUGUAAGGCUCAUUAAGCUAUGUUGGGUAAGCUGAAAUUGUAAGGAGCGCGAAUUUAUAGGGAUUUGUUGUUGUGUGCUUGUGAAAGGAGAUGGCAGAAGCUUUAAAUGCCAAUCAGGGUUCACAGCAAGGUUCACAUUCACCUAGUCCUGUUCCACCAGUUUCCAGAGAAAGAGCAUUGUUAGAAAGCUUUUUUCAUGCCUUGAGUCAGUUUGCUUUUGAAAAAGCUAAAGACCAAGUGGAAAAAGAAAGAGAUAUAAAAAGGAAUUCUUCAGCGUACAACAACUUAUCAAGUGCAUUAUGGCAGAAUUUCAUGAACAUUUUGACUCACUUAGCUGGAGCAGAAAAAAUUUAUUUCUCUCUUUCAUUCAUUACAAAGAAAAUCUUCAGAAAAGAUUUUGCAAGAGAUAACUAUAGAGUUCUUGUGAGUGAACUGAAGAAAACAGAAGAAACUGCACAGAGUUCUCAUUCAAGGGCCAGUCCACCAGUUGAGUGCAGCUUGCUGACUGAAGUAUGCAGACACUUGUCUCAAUUUGUGCAAGCAAGACUUGAACUCAUAGACUUUUAUGAGAGCUUAGCCAGUGUUGGAGUCCUACCAAACUCAAAUUAUGCUGAUUUGGUCAGCAUUAUUGAGGAAAUUAUUGAAAAACAUCAAAAGGGCUUCCACCAUCCAAUUUUGGACCCCUUAAAAUCAAGUUUUAGUUUAGAGGUAGAUGUUCUUCAUCAUGCUUUACAGGCUCAAUGUGACAUGACAGAAUGGAAGUUUCUUCCAUCUCUUCUACAUUUGAAUGAAAGUCACAGCAAGCUGUUGACUUGGGGACAGUUAUUGCCUGCUUUGUCCAGUAAAGAGCUGAGCGUAUCGUUAUCCACCAAGAAGUCAAUAUUCAGUAGUGCACCCAAGAAACAAGCAGAAGCACCUUUCCUCUACCUGUGGUUGAAUAAACUACAAGCAUCUCUCGUAUCAAAGUUCACUUUGUACUUUUUCACGAUUCUGAGCGCACAGACCAGCCAAGCAGAGAUGAAGACCCUCACAGCACGAGCGACUACAGACUACAUAGCAAAGAUCACUGCAUUUCAACGCCGUUCAGACGCGCUCAACAUCUCCAUCCUCUUCGACGCCCAGACACUUGAUUCAUACCGUGGUCAUGGUUACCAUUUUCCUCAAGACAAAAUGGACCAACCCGCGGGCGUUGGGGCAUUCCCUGCCAUUGUCUCCAUACCUGGGGAGCGUCCUGUAGAGCAUUGGCCGAACAUCAUAUCGAUCAUAAUGGACAAGAACCAUGGACACGAUCUCACCUACACAGACAAGAUUGUCUACUUCUUUGAUAACAGGGUUCAAAGUACGUAUUUCCUGACUCGAAUAGACUACCGCAUGACGCUCAUCAUUACCUUCUGUACCAAGAAAGCAGAAAAAGACUCGUAUAUUACGACAUUUAUGAAUG
This is a messenger RNA of Actinia tenebrosa (Australian red waratah sea anemone), 1524 nucleotides long. Its product is annotated as KICSTOR subunit 2. Gene Ontology annotation, biological process: cellular response to glucose starvation; negative regulation of TORC1 signaling; cellular response to amino acid starvation. The record is from RefSeq and is a predicted model, not a curated record. NCBI's taxonomy places the organism in Eukaryota, Metazoa, Cnidaria, Anthozoa, Actiniaria, Actiniidae. Gene Ontology annotation, cellular component: KICSTOR complex.